AUGGACAAUGCAAAAAACCGGCUGAAUGAUCUUCAGGAAAGAUUCUUUAACCUUCAAGCUGCCAGGAAAGAGGGCCGGAAUAGUGAUGUUGCUGUGUUGGAGGAGCAGGUCUAUCAAAGUCUUCGUGAGUGGAAAGCUGAGCUUAAUGUGCCAUCACCUGCCAAUUCGUUGCCUGAUAUCAGUCUGGGAUCCUUUUCAGAUGAUAUAGGUCGCUUGUUGCAAUUGUAUGAGGAGGAAGAUGAUGCCACCAGUCCAUUAACAAUACAGUCAGUUUUGAAGCCAGAAACGCAGCCUGAGCCCAAUUUUCAAAACCUUAAUCUUGGCAAUUUAGCAACCUUUCAAGAUGAAUACGUGGUCACUAGUCAUACUCAUAGUCAGGGGCUUGGUUUUCAAGGGUUCCAUCAACCCAAUGGCUCCCCCUCAGGUUUGCAAAGUCUAGCCGUCGGUGCUCCUGAUAUAACUACCUUAUUGGAUUGUCAAGACUUCACUUUGGAUGAAGAAUUCGACCCUGGGCUUUUUGUUGGCACCAAUGACACUGAAGAAUCUGGAAAAAAUGCAGAGAGUAACAAUCUGCAGUAUAUCAGCCCUCCACCGUCUGCUUUCAUGGGGCCCAAAUGUGCAUUAUGGGACUGCACCAGGCCUGCUCUAGGAGCUGAAUUGUGCGAGGACUACUGUAGCAGCUUUCAUGCUACCCUGGCCUUAAAUGAAGGCCCCCCUGGCAUGACUCCAGUUUUGCGACCCAGAGGCAUUAAUUUGAAGGAUAAUUUACUAUUUGAUGUUCUUAUUGCAAAGAUGCAGGGUAAGAAUGUCGGUAUUCCUCAAUGUGAAGGGGCUGCUAUUAUGAAAUCCCCAUGGAAUGCUGCUGAGCUAUUUGAUCUUUCAUUACUUGAAGGUGAAACAAUUAGGGAGUGGCUCUUUUUUGAUAAGCCUAGAAGGGCAUUUGACAGUGGAAACAGGAAGCAGAGAUCAUUGCCAGACUACAGUGGGCGUGGUUGGCAUGAAUCAAGAAAGCAGGUGAUGAAGGAGCUUGGGGGGCAUAAGAAGUCCUAUUAUAUGGACCCACAACCUCCAGGCUGUCAUGAGUGGCAUUUAUUUGAAUAUGAGAUCAACAACUGCGAUGCAUGUGCAUUAUAUAGGUUAGAACUCAAGCUUGCUGAUGGAAAGAAGACUCCUAAAGGAAAAGUUUCAAAGGAUUCACUUGCCGAUCUGCAGAAGAAGAUGGGAAGGCUCACCGCUGUUGUAACUGCAGAUAAUAGUCCCUCUGUAAAGGGAAAGACAAAGACUGAUAGAGAAGCUGAUUCUGGAGAGGUUAAUUUUGCUCAAGAUCAGAAAACUUAUGGCACUGGCCUGGGGCCAUGA
This is a messenger RNA of Dovyalis caffra, 1359 nucleotides long. The record is from the annotation of a GenBank genome assembly. NCBI's taxonomy places the organism in Eukaryota, Viridiplantae, Streptophyta, Magnoliopsida, Malpighiales, Salicaceae.